Lates calcarifer (barramundi perch) is the source of this 9821-nucleotide messenger RNA. RefSeq names its product phosphatidylinositol 4,5-bisphosphate 3-kinase catalytic subunit alpha isoform. The record is from RefSeq and is a predicted model, not a curated record. Gene Ontology annotation, molecular function: 1-phosphatidylinositol-3-kinase activity; 1-phosphatidylinositol-4-phosphate 3-kinase activity. The transcript has 27 exons. Gene Ontology annotation, cellular component: plasma membrane; cytoplasm; phosphatidylinositol 3-kinase complex, class IA. The coding region runs from base 580 to 3786 and encodes 1068 amino acids. Lineage: Eukaryota; Metazoa; Chordata; Actinopteri; Centropomidae. Gene Ontology annotation, biological process: phosphatidylinositol-3-phosphate biosynthetic process; cell migration; phosphatidylinositol-mediated signaling.
UCAUUAAUCCUGCUCAUACUGGCCAUUGAGAGAUUCCCUCCUGAAGUGCUUUCACUAGGAAGGGAGGAGGGCCCCAGACAGACAGCGUGGCUGCAUUGUCGCAGCAAGACAACUUGUCCAGUCGACCAGCACCACCUCAGCCGCUCACAACAUCCUCAGGUCGAGCCCUUUUCAGUCGGACAUGCGGGGUCCGCCUUUUGGUUUUCGCACGACUCACAACCCACAACGCGAGAGGAUUUGUUGUCGGUGCGGAGUAACGGCUGCGGUCGCGGAUAUCUGGCACAGAGGCUGACAGGCGACAGAUAACAACCCGCUUUGCCCCGGCGCCGGGAGCCACCAGCCUGCCGCUGGGAACCGGAGGGGUUGGGAGGCUAGCUAACUGGCAUUAGCCGGGGAGAGCCUUUCGGACCAGCAUCCUCAAACAUCUCGCUGCGUUGACGCCAACUCUAAAGGUGACAGCGUGAAGAUGGAUUGAAAGAUGAAGGGUGGAAGUGUCCCAUCAUCAAAAUAAGAGGACUUCUCUCUUAGGUUGUGCUCUGCAGCUUGACUGUGUGACUGAGCUGGGAGACAGAGAAGAAGAUGCCUCCCAGGCCGUCCUCAGGGGAGCUAUGGGGCAUCCACUUGAUGCCUCCCAGGAUCCUGGUGGACUGCCUGCUGCCCAAUGGGAUGAUUCUGACCCUGGAGUGUCUCCGUGAGGCCACGCUCAUCACCAUCAAACACGAGUUGUUCAAGGAGGCCAGGAAAUAUCCCCUCCAUCACCUCUUACAGGAGGAGACGUCCUACAUCUUUGUCAGUGUUACGCAGGAAGCAGAGCGGGAGGAGUUCUACGAUGAGACUCGGAGGCUGUGUGACCUCCGACUCUUCCAGCCUUUCCUCAAGGUCAUUGAACCAGUUGGCAACAGAGAGGAAAAGAUCCUCAACAGAGAGAUUGGUUUUGCCAUUGGUAUGCCUGUGUGUGAGUUUGACCUUGUGAAGGAUCCUGAGGUUCAGGACUUCAGGAGAAACAUCCUGAAUGUUUGUAAAGACUCUGUGGAGCUGAGAGACGCCAGCGGGCCCCAUAGUAGAGCGCUGUAUGUUUACCCACCCAAUGUAGAAUCCACACAGGAACUUCCCAAACACAUCUAUAGCAAACUGGACAAAGGUCAGAUUAUUGUUGUGAUUUGGGUGAUUGUUUCUCCAAACAAUGACAAACAAAAGUAUACACUGAAGAUCAACCACGACUGUGUGCCAGAACAGGUGAUUGCAGAGGCCAUUCGGAAGAAGACACGCAGCAUGCUGCUGUCCCCAGAGCAGCUUAAGAUGUGUGUUCAGGAAUACCAGGGUAAAUACAUCCUCAAAGUUUGUGGCUGUGAUGAGUACCUGCUGGAAAAAUACCCCAUCAGUCAGUAUAAGUAUAUCCGUAGUUGCAUCAUGCUGGGCAGGAUGCCUAACCUGAUGCUAAUGGCUAAGGACAGCCUGUACACCCAGUUGCCUACAGAUAACUUUGUCAUGCCGUCAUACUCUCGACGCAUCUCCACGGCAACAUCCUAUAUGAAUGGCGAAGCAGCUGCCAAGUCGCUAUGGACCAUCAACGGAACCCUGCGAAUGCGAAUCCUCUGUGCCACCUAUGUUAAUGUCAAUAUACGGGACAUAGACAAGAUCUACGUGAGGACAGGCAUUUAUCAUGGAGGUGAACAGAUGUGUGACAAUGUCAACACACAGAGAGUGCCCUGCUCAAACCCCAGGUGGAAUGAGUGGCUCACCUACGACAUGUACAUCCCAGACAUCCCCCGCGCUGCCAGGCUCUGCCUCUCCAUCUGCUCUGUCAAGGGCAGGAAGGGAGCCAAAGAGGAGCACUGUCCAUUAGCUUGGGGUAAUGUCAACUUGUUUGACUAUACUCACACUCUAGUGGCCAACAAGAUGGCUCUGAACCUCUGGCCUGUCCCUCAUGGCCUUGAAGACCUCCUCAACCCCAUAGGAGUCACUGGAUCCAACCCCAAUAAGGAAACGCCAUGUUUGGAGCUGGAGUUUGACCACUUCAGUAGUCCAGUCAAAUACCCAGAUAUGAACGCAGUCGAGGAUCACGCAAACUGGACCAUUUCCAGGGAGUUGGGAUUUAACUACAACCUCUCUGGACAGAGCAAUCGUGUGGCCAGAGAUCAUGCCCUGACAGAGAGCGACACUGAGCAGCUGAGACAGCUGAGUAACAGAGACCCUCUGUCUGAAAUCACUGAGCAGGAGAAAGACUUCCUCUGGAGACACAGGCACUACUGUAUGAACAUCCCAGAGAUCCUUCCCAAGAUCCUUCUCGCUGUCAAAUGGAACUCCAGAGAUGAAGUCGCACAGAUGUACUGUCUCUUAAAGGAGUGGCCAUCUAUCCGUCCUGAGCAGGCCAUGGAGCUGUUGGACUGUAACUAUCCAGACCCCAUGGUCAGACACUUUGCUGUACGCUGCCUUGACAAAUACCUGACUGAUGACAAACUGUCCCAGUACCUGAUCCAGCUCGUGCAGGUAUUAAAGUAUGAGCAGUAUCUUGACAAUCCCCUGGCCCGCUUCCUCCUCAAAAAGGCCCUGACCAAUCAAAGGAUAGGACAUUUCUUCUUCUGGCAUCUCAAGUCAGAAAUGCACAAUAAAACAGUGAGCCAGAGGUUUGGGCUGCUGUUAGAGGCUUACUGCAGGGCUUGUGGCAUGUACCUCAAACACCUGAGCAGGCAGGUCGAGGCCAUGGAGAAGCUCAUAAACCUCACUGACAUUCUUAAACAAGAGAAGAAGGAUGAGACGCAGAAGGUCCAGAUGCGGUUUCUUGUGGACCAAAUGAAGAGACCAGACUACAUGGAUGCUCUUCAGAACUUCACCUCUCCUCUCAACCCUGCACACCAACUGGGAAACCUGAGGUUAGACGAAUGCAGGAUCAUGUCAUCAGCAAAGAGGCCGUUGUGGCUAAACUGGGAGAAUCCGGACAUCAUGUCUGAACUCCUCUUUCAGAACAACGAGAUAAUCUUCAAAAAUGGAGAUGACUUGCGCCAGGAUAUGCUGACGUUGCAGAUUAUUAAAAUCAUGGAGAAUAUUUGGCAGAAUCAGGGACUGGACCUACGGAUGCUUCCCUAUGGCUGUCUGUCAUUAGGAGAUUGCGUGGGUCUCAUUGAGGUGGUUCGCAGCUCCCACACCAUCAUGCAGAUUCAGUGUAAAGGAGGCUUGAAGGGAGCCCUGCAGUUCAACUCAAACACUCUGCAUCAGUGGCUCAAGGACAAGAACAAGGGCGAGAUGUAUGACAUGGCUGUGGAUCUGUUUACGAGGUCCUGUGCUGGCUACUGUGUAGCUACAUUUAUCCUUGGCAUAGGAGACAGGCACAACAGCAACAUUAUGGUCAAAGAUGAUGGACAGUUGUUUCAUAUAGAUUUUGGCCAUUUCCUGGAUCAUAAGAAGAAGAAAUUUGGCUACAAGAGAGAGCGUGUGCCCUUUGUACUUACACAAGACUUCCUCAUCGUCAUCAGCAAGGGUUCCCAGGAGUGCACAAAGACCAAAGAGUUUGAGAGGUUCCAGGAGAUGUGUUAUAAAGCCUACCUGGCCAUCCGGCAGCAUGCUAACCUCUUCAUCAACCUGUUCUCCAUGAUGCUGGGCUCUGGCAUGCCUGAGCUGCAGUCAUUUGAUGACAUUGCCUACAUCAGGAAGACUCUGGCCCUGGAGAAAAGUGAGCAGGAGGCGUUGGACUACUUUAUGAAACAGAUGAAUGAUGCUCACCAUGGAGGAUGGACCACUAAGAUGGACUGGAUAUUCCACACAAUUAGACAGCAUGCACUAAACUGAUCUCCUGCACACAAACAAAAAAAAACACCGGUUCCACCAUGAGGAGUAUUUACUUCAGCCAGACACAGCAUUAGUAGUCUUUCAAGGAAUUUCAGUUCUGUUACAGCAGACACCAGUGCCAUUUGUGUUUAUUUAAAAAAUGGUUUCUGUUUUUCUGCAUUAACAUCUGCCUCUUUCACGUGGUCUCGACGAUGCUCUCGCAUUACCCUCUGCUUGAUUUGGGGACUAAAGGAGAGUUUUCCCUCACGUCCUGGUGAAGAUGUGUGCCCUAUAUGGCCGAUGCUUGCAUCUCUGACUACUAUGCUUCCUCUAUUUUUUGCCCAACACGAACAAACCAAGGAAAGUUCACCCCUUACUCUGCUGCUCUUGGAGGAGACAUACAAAUUUGGACAAAACAGCAUAAAGAAGACGCGUCUGCCAAGCUAUCAAUGUAGCCACAAUGGGAGUUCAACUUGCUGCUCUUCUGCUGUAGUAGUGCUGCACUGUGGCUCCACCCCAGACAGAAGGUGCUUGGGAAUUUUUUUUUUUUUUUUUAAUCUCAUCGCUGCUGAGAAGAUAGCGGGCACAAGAAACUGUCUGCAUUAUCCAACAUAACGGAAGUGUUACUCAAAUUUGUUGUAUAGUGCAGGAUUACUGGAGAAAGGGGGACUUCUAUGAUGACUACCGCUGCACAGUCUUCCACCAUCUUUGUGGUGACGUUGCCCCUCUGAGCUGAUUUGUUGUCAGCCUUUCCACCUUGUUACCCUUUGUGAGGAAAUUUCAAAGCUCAAAAAAAAAAAAAAACUGCACUGCAGAAGAGUGUCUCUGCAGUCUCUCAUGGCCUCAAUGAAACAGCACUCCACUCUUGGGAACAUUAGUUGGUGGUGCAGCUUAGACUCAUGCAUAAACUUCAGGGUGAUGAUGCCUCUCCAUCAAAAAAACAAACAAAAAACAGCACUUAGAAAUACCUGAAUAAUAUACAGAUUUAUUAUGACUUUUUAAAUUUAUUUAUGUAACUAGUUUCUUUCAGUUUAUACACAGGCAAAACCCUAACUCUGUGUAAAUAUAUUUGGAGUUUUUUUUUCCCCCUUUCUUUCUUUGUUGACCUGUUUGCAGCUUCUUCUGGCUACCAUGAGUGCAACUGCUUUCCUCUGUUUUCUCGAUCAUGGAGUUUUCUCAUAAUCGUAAAUUAAGACUGCUGAUGCUCUUUUUGCUCCAGUCACUUUUAAGUUCAACAUCUCAUUUCACCGUAUCAGUAGACCCCAGUUUCUGUUUUCAUUGUGGCUAGUUUGCAGCCCUACUAUGAAUUUUAAAGAUGAAUUUGUUUUCGGGAAGCAAAACGGCAAGAGUGAAAGUGCCAGUCUCACAUUUUAUGAGUAAUGGGACCUAUUUUAAGCCUCUGGCUGUCUGUUUGUGAGCGAGCAGAGGCCCAGGGGAAUGUCAUGUCUUCCUGUUGAUAAAAUGCCUUGGCGUCACAGCACAACACUCCACAACACUGCACACUGCUAAGCCCUACAAACUCUGCAUACGCAAGUUAUAGUAAGCAAACCAUGAAAGCACUAUUAACUUGAAAAGCCUGGCAGUUUAUAGGAAGAGCUAGAUUUGAUCUUCAGUGUGUAUUAUUUGUAUUUCUAAUGUUCUGUUAGGUUGAUGGUCUUUAGCAUGUCCUUCAUUAGAAUGUCUUUAAAAUGUUGACUCAUGGACAAAAGUACAUUUUAACUUGUUUAUCACAGAUUUGGUGGAUAUUUUUUAUCCAGAACAACUUUCUCUGAGCCUAAAACCCUGGCAGUAUUUGAGCCAUGAUUUCUGUUGCCAGGUCUUGUUAAAGCCAUGCUCUAUACUUUUUUGUUUUUUGUUUUUGUCUUUCCCCAACAGAAACACUUGAGCAUGUAGGUAUUUCAAUAUUAUCAAGUCCCAGUGCAAUGGUAGUUAGAUCGUCUGCAGUGAAACAAGUGAAGCAGCACGUGUGCGAAAUGUAGUUAGGAGAAGGAUUUAAAGAAAUCCUUCAUGUUUGAUUGGAUUGUAUGCCACUGUGAUUGGUGUGUGGUUUACACCGGUAUAUUGCAUUUUAACUGUUGUGUCUACGCAUUUUAAGCUGUUAGCGUGUCAUAUGAAGUGUUUUGGUUAUGGUUUGGGUUGGGGGUUAGAUAGUACAGUGAUGUGAAAAGAAAACAAAUAGCCAAGCACAGUUAAUGUCUACAACCAUAGCUCAAACUUUGUUUUUUUACAUUUCCAGAAUGUACAGGUCUAAUGUAUUAGCUAUGGUUGUGGCUGUGUUCCAGGACAAGAACACGUUAACUGUGCUUACCCAUUUUUUUGCUUUUCACGUGUCAUUUCACACUUCAUCUCUGUACUGACUAACCCUCAUCCUAUCCUUAAUCCUAACCCUACUCAGAAUGGUAUUAAAUGACACAUAAAAAGCCUAUAAUGUGCAGACAUGAAAUGUAAAAUAUCCCUGUAAACAUGGAAGAUUUUGUUGCAAAAUGGAGGUGUAAAAAAGAAAAAGUUAAAAUAUACUGAGGCAGGGUGGGGCAAGAUUAGCUGAUUGUCACAAUCACAUUUCAUUGGAUUAUUAUGUGUAUAUGCCCCUGAAUUUAAGAUUUAAUAUUUGAAUUCUUAACGGAAAGAGAAAAAGGAGGAUUUUUUAUGUAAAGAUUGUCAAAAAUGUUUUUUUUUACAUAUAUGUUACAUAGAACUAGAGAGAACUCAACAAUCAAUGCGGGGACACAGGAUUACAGCACAGAAAAUGCAUUUUUAUUUCACUGUCUUCAAAGCAGCCUAUAGCUGGCUGGUCUCUGGAGAUAGUAAUUUGGGAAUUUUCUCAGAAAUUAUCAUUAAGAAAAAGGUGCACAGAACCGUGAAUGGCAACGUUUCUCACGUACUGAGAACCUCUGGUAUGGCGAGCUUUGCCGAGGAGAGAAUGUAGCGUUUCACAAGAAGAAGUUGCCUCAGAGCAGCCUCACAAUAUAUUCAGAGAGACAGUUGGAUAUGUGCGUAGCUAAAUUAUUAUCCUAGUAACCCCACAAUAUGAAAUUCAAUCUUUGUCAGCAGAAAAGAAAAGUCUGCACUUUGCUGAUUGUAUUGAAAAGCCAAAGUUGUGGUCUGUUCUGAUGUGGCGCAUGUGUUUGAUGUCGUAUUACUGCAGCAUUAAUGGCUAGAAUGUAUUUAACUGCUAACAUGGACCUUAUGUGCACUCAUCUUUUUAUUAUUAUUAUUAUUAUUAUUAUUAUUGUUUUUACAUCAGCCACAUUUUCAGAUGUAGUGCCACUAAAAACGCACCGUAGGUUUAUCAGCAGAAAGCUCCUCUCCCCUUCACCGAUCCUUCGUUUUUCUUGACGUGCCAAAUCAGGCGUUGAUGAGGCCUGUGAAAGCUUAAUGCUGGAAUUGCAUCAUGCAGUAAGGCAUAUCAGUUACAGACUUUCGAAGUUUAAAAAAAAAAAAGGAAAAGGUUGGGGUAUGCACUAAAAAAAAAAUCAAGUUCUCAAUGCCUUUUUGUUAAAAAGGACUCUGUAAGAAGAAAGUUAGCCUAGUAUGCAUGUUUCUGAAGCAGCAUAACCAGUAUGUAUGAUGUACAUUUUGAAGCAGCAUUAAGCAGUAUGUAUGUACAGUUACAGUCUAACCUCUUUUUCUAUUGGCAGGCUUCAUGUGUGACAAACCUGUAGUGUUGUUAUCUUAAAUAUCCUUUGCCAUAUAUCCUCCAGAGUGAUUGUGUGAGCGUCUGUGUGUCCAUAUGCAUUAAUUGUCUUUUCUGUACAGGUUGCAGAGCUUCAUUGGCGGGCCCCAAUGAAAACCCACACUAUGUAUGUAUGUAUGUGUGUGUGUAUACAUGUCUGUGUGUCUGUGUGUGUGACGACACUUAACUGUUGCAGUGAUGGUGUCUCUAAACGUUUUGUAAGCCUUUUUCCCCCCACUGGCUGCUCUGUGCCAGAGAAGAAGAAAAAAAAUUGCUGAAGCUUUUUGCAUCGUUUGUAAGGAAACAAAAGAGGAGGAAACUUUUUUCAUACAUCAGUUGUAAACGUUUUACUUGAAAUGUCACGAAUCAGAACCACAGCUGUGUUGGUUUAGAGUUGAGAUGCGACAGGUGCAGUGUUUGUUUAGUGCUGAUUGUGUGUGUGAGAGCGUGUGUGUGUGUUUGUAUUGUGCUGCACGUAAAAGCAGCGAAGGUUAAAGCAUUUGUGUCUGAAACUGGCAGUGAAUGUCACUGAUGCCACAGUCCUACAUUUCAGAGUGAAGAAGUAACUAUUUCUUGAACUGAUGAAGGACUAAAGUUGCUUGAGUCCAAAUUUCUAAAAUCAGUUGCAGGGGCAAACUGACUGUGAAGAAAUAUUUAAUAAGAUUCAAUCAUGUUAUGAUCUUUUCCAUUCUCAGCCUCAAAAUCAUGCGAAUGAGGUCCAGCACCGAGGCGUUGUCACGUCUGUUGAAUUAGUGCAGGGGUUCUGCAAUAAUUGUUGCACUAGUUUUCCCUCCCUUAAGUGAAGGAUUUGAUGGCACCCUGUCUUUAUGCUCCCUUAACUGUCAGCUCAUCAAUUAAAAAAAACAGGCUCAUAUUUACAAAUCUGCUCGUCACGGGGUCUGUUAAUCACAUGAUCUGACCUGUGAUUCCAAGACAAACAGUGAACAUAAUAACAUGAACACCCAGAAAAUAAAAUGCAAUUCAAUGCAAUAUCCACACAGGAAAAUACUACCUUUGUGACGCUUACAGUAUCGUAAUGUUCUGUUUUAGGUGACUGUCUUUACUCUUAGGGUGUUUCUGUUCCUUGUUCACCAGUGUUCAGGUUAUUGUGUCCACCACCCUGAUAUUUAGUGAACACGGCCACAGUUACUUUAGUUUUUAACACAAAUUGUGUUUCUAAAAAGCCUUUGAAUGAGGCGAACAGAAUGAAUGUCAAGGGUUUAAAACUCUGCGGCAAAUUGUGCAGGUUGUUGAUCAAUUUUGAUACAUUUUUAAGGCAUCUCAAAAUUCUCACCUUAAAGAGGAAUACUGACUAACAGGUUUGUGGUCUCAUGUUCUUUUCUGUAUGCAGUACUGUAAACUACAUUACAGUGUGUCACUAAUAUAUUUCCAUAACAUACCAUGCUGUCAGAACCUUAACCUAUACUAUGAAUGAAUGUACAACGGGCCAAUGUAUUGUUUUUCACAGCCUACCUGCAUGAGAUUGGGUAAAGGUGAAUAUUCUUCCUCUUGCUACAUUUUUUUUUUUCAUUUAGUCUGCUUGGCAGCCAUACAGAUGUUUAUAAAUUAAUGCCUUAGGUUUGCUCCCUGUAGGAACAGUUUCUAGUUCAUUCUCACAAUAACCUGCGUUUUUAUUUAUGAACGUGUAUAUUGUGUUUUGUUUUUUUGGCUCCCUGGUCACAGAGUAAAGGUUUGUACCCUGACUGACUGGCUGGUCAUCUGAGUGUUCUGUGAAGAUGUACAAAUAAAUUUGUUAAACAUUCACCCGCCUGUGUUUGCUCUUGCAGUUCGACUGUACAGCAGGCCUCUUUACAAAAUCUUGCUUAAUUGAGUACUGUAAUGUGUGAUCGACAGUAAGCAUUUUGUAAAGUUUUAUCUGCCAUGUUCAACUAUAAUGACUCAUUGUUGAUUUUUGUUUUAUUUCCAGGGUUUCCACUGUCAAUCAAAUAUCCUGGAAGAUAAAAACAUUCCUGAAAAGGAAAAUUCAGGGAAUUUGUUGUUUUCCUGGAGAAGACAAGUACUGCAGGUACUUACACCAAUUAACAGGAAAAUAUGUCAGUGCUAGCAUUAAAAAAAAAAAAAAAAAGCAACAACAUUAAAAGACCAUGUGGAAGAUCUUGCCCCACAUAAAAGAUCAUCUGGGUCAGUGAAAGUGCUACUACUUUGUUAAGGGGCGUCCUGGGACACUGUCAGGAGAAAAACACAGUCUGAGUAUUGUAUUGAAAACAGGAAGCUUUUACAGGAAGAGAAGCAUUUAAAAGACAUAUAUAUUCACACAUAGAACCAGCACAAACGACUAAGUUUUAUUUUUCUUCUAUUUUCUCACAUCUCUAAUAAAUGGACAGCGAGGGCACUUAAUCACUCAUUGCUUUGAUUUAGUCAG